Punica granatum (pomegranate) is the source of this 1797-nucleotide messenger RNA. The record is from RefSeq and is a predicted model, not a curated record. NCBI's taxonomy places the organism in Eukaryota, Viridiplantae, Streptophyta, Magnoliopsida, Myrtales, Lythraceae.
AUAGAUGAAAAAUAGAAAAUGGAAACUUGAUGAAAUAUAUAUAUAAACAGCCAAAAUCGAUCCGGGCGGGCGUUCCGGUGCCUCCCCUUCUCGCUUUCUCCGCCCUUCCCUCCCCCCUCCUUUAUAGUUCCCACCUCCUCCCCUACUCUUACCCUUCAAUCUCUCUUCCCUUCUCCUCUGCCGCAUUUCAUCGAGCACGUCGAAAGCAUUUCUUGAAUCAUGGCCACCGCCUUCUCUUCUUCCAUCCAUGCAAUCCAGCACUCCCGGUGCGAGAACCCGUCGAUUGCUUCCAAGAAGCCUUCCUCCGCCUUCCUCGGAUCCACCCACAAGCUCCGGUUCGCCGCCCCCUCCAGAUCUGCCUCCGUUUGCGCGGCUACCCGGCGGAGGUCCUCGUCCGUCUCGGCCGUCUCCGAGGUCAUCAAGGAGAAGAAGCAGAAAUCUGCCUCCUCGAGCUCUAAUCUGCUGAUCACCAAAGAGGAAGGGCUAGAGCUCUAUGAGGACAUGGUUUUGGGUAGAGCGUUCGAAGACAUGUGUGCCCAGAUGUAUUACAGGGGCAAAAUGUUUGGUUUCGUCCACCUGUACAAUGGCCAAGAAGCCGUAUCGACAGGCUUCAUCAAGCUGUUGAAGAAGGAAGAUUCCGCCGUGAGUACUUACAGGGACCACGUGCACGCCCUCAGCAAGGGAGUCCCUGCUCGUGAGGUAAUGAGCGAGCUUUUCGGAAAGACUACCGGCUGUUGCAGAGGCCAAGGUGGGUCCAUGCACAUGUUCUCCAAGGAACACAACUUGCUUGGUGGGUUUGCCUUCAUUGGUGAAGGAAUCCCUGUUGCUACUGGAGCUGCAUUCUCCUCAAAGUACAGGAGGGAGGUUUUGGGUGAAGCUGACUGUGAUCAUGUGACCCUUGCCUUCUUCGGGGAUGGGACAUGCAAUAACGGACAGUUCUAUGAGUGCCUGAACCUGGCGGCCCUGUGGAAGCUGCCCAUCAUCUUUGUGGUGGAGAACAACUUGUGGGCCAUUGGAAUGUCCCACAUGAGGGCAACAUCCGAUCCUCAAAUAUGGAAGAAGGGGCCUGCCUUUGGGAUGCCUGGAGUACACGUUGACGGGAUGGAUGUGUUGAAGGUGAGGGAGGUUGCUAAAGAGGCAAUUGAGAGAGCAAGGAGAGGGGAGGGCCCCACCUUGGUCGAAUGUGAGACCUAUAGAUUCAGGGGACACUCGUUGGCUGACCCCGAUGAGCUCCGUGACCCUGCCGAGAAGGCUCACUAUGCUGCGAGGGACCCAAUCACGGCCCUGAAGAAGUACAUGAUCGAGAACAACCUUGCUAAAGAGGCUGAGCUCAAGACGAUUGAGAAGAAGAUCGAUGAGGUCGUGGAGGAUGCGGUUGAGUUUGCCGACGAAAGCCCUCAGCCUCCCAGGAGCCAGCUCCUCGAUAACGUGUUCGCCGACCCCAAGGGCUUCGGCAUCGGCCCUGAUGGACGGUACAGAUGCGAGGACCCCAAGUUCACAGAAGGAACAGCCCACGUCUGAAAAUCUUUCUGCUCACUGCCUGCUACUGGUUUUUGCUGCUAUUUAUUGGUGCUCUGUGGCGAUUGUAACCCUUUUUGUUUUUGUGGUAUCUCAUGAUGGAUAAGUUGGAAUUACUUUAGGCAAACAACCUAAAAAUGAUCUCUCAUUGUCCUUAUGCAAUAUUUACUCUCUUAUCAUCUCAGAAUUUGUUUUGUAUGGUUGUAAUAGGUCUGAACAGUGUAGUCAAAUAUUUCAUCCUAAAAGAGCUACUCAUGUUUUUCAUGCAUUAGUUUGCUA